GCAGGACGCACGCGGCGGGCGCGGGGCUCGGCAGCAUGUCGGUCAGCAGGAAGGACUGGUCCGCGCUGUCCAGCUUGGCCCUGCAGCGGUCUCUGGAGGAUGAAGAGGAGCAGGAGCGGGAACGCAGGCGACGACACCGCAGCCUGAGUUCAACCACGGACAGUGAGUCUCCCAGGCUCACCCAGAAUGGAACCCAGCGGGCUGCCGAGAGGCUGCCAGGCGUGGAAGAAGCAGAAGAUCCCAAGCCGCCAGCCCGGGCCUCCAAAGAGGAGGAUGAGGACUUCCAGGCCAUCCUCAGGACCCGGAAGGAGCGGAGGCAGAGGCGGCAGCUGGUGGAGACUGCCCAGGCCCCCGUGCAGGAGAGUCGGGAGGUGGAGGCGGGAAAGGACAGCCCGGGCCCUGAGCAGACCGUGCAGCAGCCCUCUGUGCCCAAGAAGGAACCGGAGCCUUUGCCUCGCCGGAGACUGAGCCAAAAGCAGCGGGGCCCGUGGGCCGGGAUGGGAGAGGCUGGCACCGAGAAGGAGGAGCCGCCGGAGGAGGCAGAGGCCCCACAGAAGACCUCCGUCUCGGAGAGACGCCUCGUGCCCGAGAAAAGCGCCGUGCCCACCAAGAGACUGUCCUCAGAGAAAGCCCGCGUCCCCGAGAAGGGGCCGGCCGCAGAGCGGGCACCCCUGACUGGGAAGAGAUGCGGCUCCGAGGAGUCGGUUCCAGCCAGAACCAGGGCCUCAGAGACGUCGCCAGUGCCUGAGAAGACACCGGUGACCCCGAAGACGGCCGCACCAGAGAAAAGGUCUCCGGAGAAGAAGCCGGCUCUAGAAAAAGCCAGCGUCUUGGACAAGAUGCCAGAGAGGAGGCUGGUAUCAGAAAGAGCAUCCAUCUUUGAGAAGCCCGUGGCCUCAGAGACAAAGCUGGCCCCAAAGAAGGCGGUGACCCCAGAGGAGCCCCAGGCCCCUGGGGGAAGCCAGGCUACCACUGGGGAGCCCACGGGGCGGGCCGUCCCUGGGAAGAGCACACCUUCUUCGGCAGAGCAGAGGGUGGCAGACCCUCCAACUAUGGCUUCUCGCCUCCCACCCAUCACCCUCCAGGUAAAAAUUCCCAGGAAGGAUGAAGAGACAGACACAUCUUCGCCCACCCUGCUCACCUAUAGCAGCUCCCUCAAACGCUCCAGUCCCAGGACCAUCUCCUUCCGGAUGAGCCCCAGGAAAGACAACUCAGAAACAACCUUAACCCGCAGUGCCAGCGUGAGGCUUCCAGCGAGCACUGUGAAGCUAGGAGAGAAGCUGGAGCGAUACCACACCGCCGUACAGAGAUCAGAGUCUGUUAGGGCUCCAAGCAACUCCCGUACUGAGUUCUUUGUGGCUCCUGCAGGAGUGGCCAGCAGACGCCACCUCUUUGAGAAGGAACUGGCAGGCCAGAGCCGUGCUGAACCAGCCUCCAGUCGGAAGGAGAAUCUGCGACUGUCAGGGGUUGUGACAUCACGGCUCAACUUGUGGAUCAGCAAGACCCAGGAGUCUGGAGACCAGACCCCACAGGAAGUGCAGAGAGAGACUGUAGUCUCCAGGAGGACUCAGUGGGGAAACAAACCGACUGCCUCUCUGGAUGAAGAGGUGUGACAAGCCCUGCCAAGACAGACCUGCAAGCCAGCAUCCCUGGGGCCCUUCCCUAUGCCAGGCCCUGCCCCGCAGCAGCAUCCCUGUCUCUCAGCACCGCUUGUUUCUUUCCUGCCUCCGGACCAGCUUGGCUGGGGCCCCUAGAGGCCAGGAACAUCCGACACUCAUCUAGCUCCUUCCCAGACCAGCCAGCAGUCCCGCGUGCCCUGGCAGCUUCUUAUCCUGCAGGCCCAGCAGAUCCUGGACCCAACAGAGCUCAGUUCAGAGCACUGGCAUACAUGCCAGUCGUGGAGCCUCCAUGGCCUGCCUAGAGAUGUCCCCUCCCUCCUGCCCACUUCCAAGGGCAGGGCUGGGCAUUCUGACACCUCUGCGGUCACCUGUCUCUCCUGCUCCCAGCGUGUGCUCCAUGUGCCUAUGACAUCCCCACCAUGAGGUCUGGACCUACUCAUUGGGUCCCUGAGGUCUGCUCAGACCAUUCUGGGAAGGAAGCACCAAGCACCACCCAUGUGCCCCAUCACCCUGCUUUGUACCCUUUCCUGUACUGCCCUCUUCAGGAGCUAAGUGCCUUUUUGGGACCAAUCAACUCCCCCCACCCCCACACGGAGAACCCUGGUGUCAGGGAUGAUCUGAUAAACCCAUUCACUGUUGGGAA
Molecule: messenger RNA, 2262 nt
Organism: Jaculus jaculus (lesser Egyptian jerboa)
Lineage: Eukaryota; Metazoa; Chordata; Mammalia; Rodentia; Dipodidae
Gene: Lad1
Product: ladinin 1
Exons: 10
Coding region: 36-1613 (525 amino acids)
Molecular function (GO): structural molecule activity
Source: RefSeq, a predicted model, not a curated record